This is a messenger RNA of Acaulospora morrowiae, 273 nucleotides long. NCBI's taxonomy places the organism in Eukaryota, Fungi, Glomeromycota, Glomeromycetes, Diversisporales, Acaulosporaceae. The record is from the annotation of a GenBank genome assembly.
GAUGGAAAAGCAAAGAUAAGAGAGUACCUUGAUCAUAGAAUGGCGCGUCAUAAUGAGAUUUUGGAAAUUUUGAAAAUUGAAAAUUCGCAGUUUACAUCCGAUGAGAUUGUGGCGAUUAUUUACGCCAAUUACCCUAAAUCGCUCUGGUCUUCGGCUAAAAAAAGUGUGAAUUUGCAUUUGUACGAGCUGGAAAAAGAAGGAAGGAUAUGCAAGAUUUCGAAUAGUGCUUCGGAAGUAAAGUGGGCCAGGCAAAUCUAUGAAAAGUCAAUGUAA